UGACACUAGCGAGAGAGAGAGUCAGAGAGUGAGACGACAACUGAGAUAGAGGGAGUAAAAGGCAGACAGUAAGAAAAAGGUGUGUAUAUGAAGAAUAGAGAUACUUGCUUUGUCUCGUGGCAAAGAGGAAGUUGAAGCUGCUACAGAAAGGAGAGAGAGGAAGAUUGAGAGAGGCAGAGGUUGUGAGUGGAGAAGAGAGUGCAAAGCAGAGGAAAGGAGGAGAGUGAGAGAGAGGGUAUAGGAAGCACAGAGCGUGGAGCAGGUUCUUUGCAGGCACAGCCUUUACUGUCAGCCCCAGCAGAAAUGCCCAACUUUGCCGGUACCUGGAAAAUGAAGAGCAGUGAGAAUUUUGACGAACUUCUCAAAGCCCUCGGCGUGAAUGCCAUGCUGAGGAAGGUGGCUGGGGCUGCUGCCUCCAAGCCUCACGUGGAGAUCCGUCAGGACGGGGAGCAGUUCUACAUCAAGACAUCCACCACCGUCCGCACCACCGAGAUCAACUUCCACAUCGGCCAGGAGUUCGACGAGGAGACGGUGGACGGCAGGAAAUGCAAGAGUCUUGCAAUCUGGGAGACGGAGAACAAGAUGGUGUGCAAGCAGACGCUGGUGGAUGGAGAUGGGCCCAAGACAUACUGGACAAGAGAACUGCGAGGAGACGAGCUGAUUCUGACGUUUGGGGCUGACGACGUGGUGUGCACACGGAUUUACUUACGAGAAUGAAGCUUCAACAAGGCCAACCUGGACAAGACAGAAAAUACAGAAAAUAAAACCAGUCAGAUAUGUUACAACACUCCUUAACCCCCCCCCCCCC
Molecule: messenger RNA, 808 nt
Organism: Oncorhynchus masou masou (cherry salmon)
Lineage: Eukaryota; Metazoa; Chordata; Actinopteri; Salmoniformes; Salmonidae
Gene: crabp1a
Product: cellular retinoic acid binding protein 1a
Exons: 4
Coding region: 304-717 (137 amino acids)
Biological process (GO): fatty acid transport
Cellular component (GO): nucleus; cytosol
Molecular function (GO): fatty acid binding; retinoic acid binding
Source: RefSeq, a predicted model, not a curated record